AUGUCGAGCGAAGAUAUGCUAUAUGCAAAGGGGUCUAAAAUAUGGGUACCUCACCCAGAGCUGGUAUGGGAGAGUGCAACAGUUUCACGGGAUUAUCACAAAGGGGCCACUACCAUACAAAUCGUCAAAGAUUCUGGCACUACAAUCGAACUAUCUAUAAAACCCGAUGGAAGUAAUCUACCACCUCUGAGAAAUCCCGCCAUUCUGAUCGGUCAAAAUGAUUUAACGGCUAUGUCGUAUCUUCAUGAGCCCGCCGUAUUACAUAAUUUGAAAGUCCGUUUCUGUGAACGUCAAACUAUCUACACGUACUGUGGCAUCAUACUUGUGGCCAUAAAUCCAUAUGCCGAACUACCGCUUUAUGGUCCAAGCAUAAUACGUGCAUAUCGAGGCCGCUCAAUGGGGGAAUUAGAACCACAUAUAUUCGCUUUGGCUGAAGAAGCAUACACAAAACUUGAGCGUGAAAAAUGUGAUCUUAGCAUAAUUGUGAGUGGUGAAUCAGGUGCUGGUAAAACUGUAUCUGCAAAGUAUGCGAUGCGUUAUUUUGCUGCUGUAGGAGGAUCGGAAUCUGAAACACAAGUUGAACGUAAAGUGCUUGCUUCCUCACCAAUAAUGGAGGCUUUUGGAAAUGCUAAAACUACUCGUAAUGACAAUAGUUCACGUUUUGGUAAAUUUACCAAAUUGCUUUUUAAGAAUAAUAUGAGUGUUAUGAAUCUUACUGGGGCAACAAUGCACACAUACUUGCUGGAAAAAUCACGUGUUGUAUUUCAAGCACCCGGCGAACGAAACUAUCAUAUUUUCUAUCAACUUUGUGAUGCACGAGAGAUGCAUCCUGAGUUAAUACUAGAUCAUCAGGAUAAAUUCGAAUACCUAAAAAUGGGCCUAUCGCCCGAUAUCGAUAAAGUAUCAGACAAAGAUCAAUUCAAGGAGACUAUACAGGCCAUGACUGUGCUGGGUUUUAGCACUUUGCAGAUUACAGAUAUAUUAAAUAUUCUUGCUGGCAUAUUACAUUUAGGUAAUAUAAAGUUCAUUCCACAAUCCAAAAAAGGAAGUGAAGACGUAGAUCCUGAUGGUUGUGAAAUUUUUCAUAAUGAUCUGCAUCUGCAUGUGACUGGUGAGAUGUUAAAGAUUAACUCAGAUGAUUUGCGGAAAUGGUUGAAGACUCGCCAAAUUGAAUCAGUUAACGAGCAUGUACUUAUACCGAAUAGUGUCGCAACCGCACAAGCGGCAAAAGAUGCACUCGCAAAACAUAUCUACGCCAAGCUCUUUCAGUAUAUUGUUCAAGUGAUAAACAAGAGCCUAAAUACAGGAAGCCGUAAGCAAAACAGUUUCAUUGGUGUAUUGGAUAUCUAUGGGUUCGAGACUUUUGAAGUCAAUUCAUUUGAACAAUUUUGCAUUAACUAUGCCAAUGAGAAACUACAACAACAGUUCAACCAACAUGUAUUUAAAUUGGAACAAGAAGAGUACUUAAAAGAAGGUAUAACGUGGACAAUGAUCGAUUUUUACGAUAAUCAGCCAUGCAUAGAUUUAAUUGAAUCUAAGUUGGGUGUACUAGAUCUCUUGGACGAAGAAUGUAGAAUGCCGAAAGGAAGCGACGAGAGUUGGGCUGGGAAAUUGAUUGAAAAAUGCAAUAAAUAUCCACACUUCGAAAAGCCCCGUUUUGGCACUACAAGUUUUUACAUCAAACAUUUCUCCGAUACCGUUGAGUACGAUGUUUAUGGAUUUCUUGAAAAGAAUCGUGACACUGUUUCAAAAGAGCUUGUAAAUGUCAUACGUCAAUCAGAGAUGUCUUUGUGCAAACAACUAAUGGAAAUGGAAGAAGUAGAUACGCUGUGUGCAGAUGCAGCGAAGGUAACAACCCUAGGCGGACGGGUGGUGAUCAGUGCAUCUAGACAGCAGUUAACCGCCGACAACCGCAAACGAAUUGCUCCAUCAAAACAACACCGACGUUCAGUGGGUUCGCAAUUCAGAGAGAGUCUUUCCUCGUUAAUAUCUACUUUGCAUGCCACAACACCGCAUUACGUACGUUGCAUAAAGCCCAACGAUGACAAAGUGGCUUUCAAGUGGGAGGCGGCGAAAAUUGUCCAACAAUUACGUGCUUGUGGUGUACUCGAAACGGUGCGCAUCUCUGCUGCCGGCUUCCCUUCUCGCUGGUCAUACCAUGACUUCUAUAUGCGUUAUCAGCUGUUAUGCCAUCGUUCUUUGAUCAACAAGAAUGACUUGAAGCAAUCAUGUCACAAUAUCGUAACAAAAUGGAUUCUCGAUUCCGAUAAGUAUCGCUUCGGCAAUACGCAGAUAUUCUUUCGCGCUGGCCAAGUCGCCUUCUUGGAGCAGGUGCGUGCGAACUUACGCAAAAAGUACAUAACGAUUAUACAAUCGGUGGUGCGUCGAUUCAUACAUCGGCGUCGCUUUCAGCGAUUGCAGCGCACGGCGCUGGGCAUACAACGUUACGCGCGCGGCUACUUGGCCCGCCAGAAAGCGCAACAGAUGCGCGAAGAACAUGCAGCAGUUAUUAUAUCGAAGUAUGCCCGCGGUUGGCUGUGUCGCCGGCGUUAUUUGAGACUGCGCCAUACAAUAUGUGGCAUACAACAGUAUGCGCGUGGCAUGUUGGCGCGCCGACGUUUCCAGGCGGCUAUGGACUAUUAUCGUGCUGUGCAAAUUCAAAGAUUUGUGCGUGGCUAUUUGGCGAGACGCGCUUAUCAGAAGAAGCGAUAUGCCAUCAUUGUUUGUCAGUCAGCUGUGCGACGUUUCCUGGCCCGUCGACAAUUUAAGCGCCUGAAGGCUGAAGCGAAAACCAUUUCACACAUACAAAAAAUGUACAAAGGUCUCGAGAACAAAAUCAUAUCUAUGCAGCAGAAAAUUGAUGAGCUGAACCGCGAAAACGUCAGUCUUAAAUCAAAGUCUAGUGAAAUUUCCGUGCUUAAAAUGAAACUGGAGGUGAAAAAAUCGUUGGAAAUUGAAGUACGGAACCUUAAAUCGAUUGUUGCUGGGAAGGAUCACAAUUUAGUAGCGCUUAACAAGCAACUAGAGUUGGAGCGCGAUGAAAAAAUGCAAUUACUUGAAGAGAAAGAUCAUUCGGAACAGGAUUGGGUGCAACAAAAGCAGGCUUGGCGUAUAGAAAAUAUCGAACUGCGAAAACAGAUCGAUCAAAUGAUCGAAAUGGCCAAGAAUGUCGAAAGAAGCGCCAACUUACGCAACGAGCGUUCGUUCUCUGAAGUUGAAACUAACGAAAUUAAUGAGGCUUACCAGCGAGCUAUAAAGGAGAAAGAGAUCAUAGAAAAUGAAAACUAUAUUCUUAAGGAGGAGUUGAGUCGACAUCAAAAACCAAAUAACAUGCGUGAAAAUAAUCAACAUUCACGUUCGGUUAGUAAUGCUUCGAGUCAGAAUGAGGAUGACGUGGGCUACGUAUCCGCAAAGAACACGCUCGAGUUGAAACGCAGUCAAGGUGGAGAGCACGCGAAUCAGAUAUCAAUAGAAACCUUUGGACCAACAAUCGAAACCACAUCAACACCGAAAUCUGGUCAAACAAGUCUUAUUUUGAAAUUGCGCAGCAUACUUGAAGAGGAGAAAAAGAAAAACAAGUUGCUAAACGAACAAUUGGAUCGUCUAAUGAAGCGAAAUAGGCAAACAGAAGAUUCUAUACGAGUUUCAGAACUAGAAGUUGAGAAUGAAAAAUUACGCAGUGACUAUGAUUUGUUGCGCAGCAGCGUUCACCAUGGUUCCGAGAUGAAUGAAUUAGAAGCUCAAUACCAAGCACUGCAAGAGGAGCUACGGCGCAGACGCGAUGAGUGCAUUCAACUGAAGGCAGUGCUACAACAGCAAAGCCAGUCACUGAAGUCAUUUGGAACAACUGGAAUUUCACUACGUGGUGUAGAUUUAAAGAACCUUAAUGACAAUGAAUUGAUUGAGGCAUUCCAGGCACAAAAGCUGGUUAAUCGCCAACUGGAAUCUGAGUUGAGCGCUCUAACCGAAGAGAAUAACGCACAUCUUGCUGAUCUUACACGACAAAUUGAUGAGCUUCGCCACGAAAAGACACAAUUACAGGAUCUGCUGCACAAUGAACUCGAAGAACUUGAUGAGAGUAAUAUUGAAUCUCUACGCCAGAAUGAACGCUAUCUACGUUAUGAGCUGCAGCGUUCUUUUGCACAAUACUCACAGCUACAGGAGGAAAUGAAUAUUAUGACAAGGAAAUUUGAGGCGCUAAAACAGGGUAAUGAGAAAUUGAUAUUCAAGCUACAAGAACAUGGAAUUUCGCAAGAUGCAAAUGGCAAAGAGAGCGAAAAGAAUACUGUGGCGAGUGUGAGCAAGCAAAAGAUUCAAAACUACCAGGGUGUUAUGAAGUUCCGCAUUGAGGAUGUUGAUAAGAUACUGCAACGUCUGGUUGGCGGUAUGACACCACGUUUGGCUGUUGGCCUCUUUCCGGGCUUUCCUGCUUAUAUAAUAUUCAUGUGCAUUCGUUAUACAGAUCUUAUAAAUGCGGAUGACGAUGUUCGUGAGCUGCUGAGCAAAUUUGUAAUGCAAAUCAAAAAAAUUCAUCGCAAUCCUAAUGUGAUCGAAAUGCGUUUGCUUUGGCUGGUUAAUUCAAUCACGCUGCUGAAUUUGCUGAAACAAUAUGGUGAUGUUGAAGAAUACGUGAAAUUCAAUACGGAAAAACAAAAUCAACAACAAUUAAAGAAUUUUAAUUUGUAUGAGUAUCGCCGCGUUGUACUCGACAUAAUCAUCAGUCUCUAUCAGGUGUUGGUGAAGCAGAUACAGACAUUGCUCGAGCAAUAUAUAGUGCCUGCCAUACUCGAUAAUGACGAGAUCCAGCGUAGCAGGCAGGUGCCGGGUAUGCGGGCUCGUACUGCCUCCAUGGAUUCGACGUCAUCACCCGAGCAUGGCAAAGUAGCUGCUUGGAGGCUGCUCAUCAAUCACCUGGAACAAUUUUAUAAGCAAUUCCAACAUUUCGGCUUAGAUCGUUGUUACUCAGAGCAGAUAUUCCAUCAAUUAUUAUAUUUCAUUUGCGCGGUGGCUCUGAAUUGCUUGAUGUUGCGUGGUGAUAUUUGUAUGUGGGAGACGGGUAUGAUAAUACGUUAUAAUUUAGGUUAUAUCGAGGAUUGGGUGCGUAGCAAAAAAAUGUCAACUGAUGUCUUAGCGCCGUUGGCACCACUCAAUCAAGUAUCACAGUUGCUGCAAUCACGCAAGAGUGAACAAGAUGUGCAAAGUAUCUGUGAUUUGUGCACAUCUUUGAAUACGGCGCAAGUGCUUAAGGUGAUGAAAUCAUACAAGCUGGACGACUAUGAAAGUGAAAUAACAAAUACAUUCUUGGAGAAACUCACCAAAAAGCUAAACGAGCGUCCAAUGAUUAAAAACGACGAAUUUACUAUGGAUCAGAAAUUUAUACAUCCCUUUAAAGUAGUUUUCAAGUAUAGUGAUCUAAAAUUAGAAGACAUCGAAUUGCCGAAACACGUAGGGCUUGAAGAUUUGCUAACAAAAAUUUAAACAAGCCAGACACUUUUAUGCGCUAUGUUAAAAAAAAAAUGCAAGCAAGCCCAAUCACGCCACCCUCCGACAACAAACAACAAAUUAAUAUAGUGAACAGACCGCUGUUUCAAGAAAAUAUUUAUGACAAGUAUAAUAUUAAAUGUUGUUGUUUUAGAAAAAAAGAUAAUGUACCUUGCGCAUUUUGUUGCCAUCGUAAAUCACAUAUUCAUGUAUUAAGAAUGCGUACUUAUGAAAAAAAUUCCCCCAUACAGCAGAGUAUUGUAUACUUAAAAUACAGUAGCGCUAAUAUACAACAUACAUUAAUAUAUAUAUAUAUAUAUAUAUAUAUAUAUAUAUGUGUGUGUGUGUGUGUGCGUUAGUAUAAAAAAAUGCAUAGCAUAUAUGUAUCUAUACUAAAUUUAUUAACUAAGUUAUUUAUACCACUUGAAAAAUAUUAGUUAUUUGAGUUAACUUUAAUUAAGCUCAUGAACUAAAUAUUUCAUUAAAAAAUAUGAUCAUACAUGUGUCAAGGAUAUCAGAUAAAUCUUUUAAAGUAAACCAAAAUUUAGUAAAAAACAAUUGUGCUUCCUUUGCCAAGCGACGCCACGUAAACUACUAAGAUAUGUAGCUAUUCGUAUUAGUUAAUUUAGCCCUCGCUGAAUACGAUGUAUAUUCCUUGUAUUUGUUACUAUGUCUUAUUGCAAUUUAUAAUUUUUCUUUUUGUUUCAUUUGGGUUGUCAUCCUAUUUAACUUAAAACAUAUUAAUUCGUAUGGUAAUGUAGUGCAAGUUCGGAGGUAACACUUUGCAUAGAUUAAAAAUUGAUAAUGAUGGUAAAACCACAGCAACAUAGUUGCCUUAUUGUUGGUAAGCGGCAGCAGCAACAACAACAACUGAGUAUGUGUUAGUGAAAAAUUGUACAUGUGAUAACAAAGAGAAAUGAUUAUUUAUACAUGCCUAAACAUAUAUUUAUAGAAACAAAACAUUAAAUUUAUAGACAUAUUUAGUAGAUAUUUAUAUGGUUAUUGUAUCGUAGUAACAGAUGUAAAGUUCAACUGCCUGCCCUUAAAAGCUUAGAAAAAAUAUACAUAUGUACAUGCGUAUAAUUAUUAUUUUUUUGUUUUGCGCUAUUAAUUUUUCAAACGUUUUUCUUAUGUAUUAUGUACGAGUAUACCUUUUUUUUAAAUGUUUAUCAAUGUUCAAGGAUUUUGGAAAAGGAAUGUAAUUCAAAAAGAAUACAAACAGACAAUAUUACUUAAAAAUAUAAGUAUGUUCAUAAAAUUAAAAAAAAGCAAAUAGAAAGUCGUUAAAAAUGUGUUAGCAAACAGUACUUGUGCUCAUCAGAGCAAAAAGCAUAAAUCUGCUUUGGGAAUGCUUUUUUUAUUCUAUGCCAUUAUUUCAGGGCGAUAUCUUAAUAAAAAGCGCCAUUUAUUCGCUUCUUUAUAACGGCAUUGAAAGCAGAAUAAUAUAAAAUUGUAAUUUUCAUUGAUUGGCAUUUUUUCACGACAGCCGGUGUUACAGUUUCGGAUGAAUUGAUUUGAAUUUUCCGAGUAGGGUGUCCCAACGAAGGAUAACACUAACUAAAAGUUGUUGUCGCUUGAACGCCUUAAGCGAAAUUUAUUAUUCGGAUACUUUUUAUUUGCUAAAAAUAAUAUCAGACACAACUUUCAUGUUAUAAAAUAUAUAUGUUUACUAGUUGUUAAGUAGAAAAAAUAAAUAUUCCAUUUAUUUAGAAUAUAAUAUUUAGCGCAUUUUAUACAUACAUACUUACACAUACAAGUAAGUACAUAUACGUACGAGGCUUCGAUUCAAUUUAAUUGUGGUAAAAUUUUACUUAAAAAAAUAAGCUUGAAGAAGUAACCAGCAUAAAAAUUACUUGGUCUCAGCAGAAAACUUACCGAUUAUUUUGUAUAAACAUCGUACAAUACGGGCUGAGGACUGCUAAAUAUUGCAUCAAAUUAUUGAAAAUCGAGAAUUCAAAAGCAGUCGUAAAGUAAAGUUAUAUUGUGCACAUUUUUCACACAUGCAUACACACAUACAUACUGCAAUAUGAUCUUAAAAAAUUAAGCUCGGAAUUUCCUACUAAUUUGUUUGCCAUUUAAGACUUUUUGCCACCAUAAAUAAAUAUUUAUGUAUGAAUAACGCAUAUAAAUCAGUACAUUCCACAAAA
Molecule: messenger RNA, 7628 nt
Organism: Rhagoletis pomonella (apple maggot)
Lineage: Eukaryota; Metazoa; Arthropoda; Insecta; Diptera; Tephritidae
Gene: didum
Product: unconventional myosin-Va
Exons: 22
Coding region: 1-5478 (1825 amino acids)
Biological process (GO): actin filament organization; vesicle transport along actin filament
Cellular component (GO): cytoplasm; vesicle; actin cytoskeleton
Molecular function (GO): microfilament motor activity; actin filament binding; ATP binding
Source: RefSeq, a predicted model, not a curated record